Messenger RNA from Corylus avellana, 1379 nucleotides. RefSeq names its product transcription repressor MYB6. The record is from RefSeq and is a predicted model, not a curated record. Lineage: Eukaryota; Viridiplantae; Streptophyta; Magnoliopsida; Fagales; Betulaceae.
UCUCCCCCCCACACCCACACUACAUAUAUAUCUCCUCAUUUCAUAUUUCCUCUCUACAAUCUCUCCGCCUUCAAACUUCAAACCUCUCUCUCUCUCUCUCUCUCUCAAAUUUGUUUUCCCUUCUUAUCCUUUUUUGGGUUUCAAAACUGGUACCAGACAAAGGGCGGUAAGAACGAACCUCGGAAAACAUCAAACAAAACAUUUUAUUUUAUUUUAUUUUUUUUAAAAAAAAAAAUUUCUACUUAAAACUCCUAGGCUCCAUAUCUAAUAUCUAUCCAAAAACAUCCACCUCUUCCUUCCACACAAACUUUGAGGACGACAUGGGACGCUCCCCUUGCUGUGAAAAAGCGCACACCAACAAAGGCGCCUGGACCAAAGAGGAAGACCAGCGCCUCAUCGACUACAUCCGCGCCCACGGCGAAGGCUGCUGGCGCUCGCUCCCCAAAUCCGCCGGAUUGCUUAGAUGCGGCAAGAGUUGCAGAUUGAGGUGGAUAAACUAUCUCCACCCUGACCUCAAGCGUGGUAAUUUCACUGAAGAAGAAGAUGAACUCAUCAUCAAGCUUCAUAGUUUGCUGGGAAACAAAUGGUCUUUGAUUGCGGGAAGAUUACCGGGAAGAACUGACAACGAGAUCAAGAACUACUGGAACACGCACAUCAAGCGGAAGCUCAUCAGCCGUGGCGUCGACCCACAAACUCACCGCCCCCUCAAGGAGAUCGCCGGCCCCAACGCCAACGCCGCAGCUUCCCACUUAGAUUUCAGAAAUUCCUCCCCACCGUCUUUUCCGGUGGCGGCCGGAAUCACCGCCGUGAAUCAGCCAAACAACGACGUCCACAACUUCGCCACGUUGCAGCCGAAGACCGAGUCGGUUGAAGAUGCCAACUGCACCAGUAGCGGCACGACAACCGAGGAAGAACCGCCACAGCUGCAAAACCGCCGACAACAACAACAACAACAACACCGGCAAGAAGCAUGUGAGAUCAGCGAGCUCAAUUUGGAGCUUUCUGUUGGGCUUGGGCCGUUUCAGGCCGAGUCGACUCGGCUGUCUUUUGGAAACACGGCCGAGUCGAAGCUCCAACAAGUUCCUUUCCAGUCGGCCAUGGUGACACAGGCGGUGUGUUUGUGUUGCCAUUUAGGGUUCCAGAGCAAUGGGUUGUGUGGGAAUUGCCAGAACUCUAAUGGGUUCUAUAGAUAUUACAGACCCAUGGAUUCGUAGAUUUUUUUCUUUUUUCUUUUUUAUUUUCAUAACUUUCUUAAUUAAUGCUUUUACCUGCCAAUGUAAUCAUAUCCCAUUUUUAGAUAUAUCUCAAUCAUACCAAGUAGAGGAACAUGUGUAUCACUCUUCCCAAAUUAUCAAUUACUUUUGGGAUUCUUUGUCUUA